UGGUGGGGAAGUGCGCAUAUUUUCUUUAUGCUGAUUUUUUUCAAUAUUAUCAUGAAAAUCUUUCGCCAAUCGGACGUACACCUAGCUAGUGUCGCGGUCUGCUCUCCCCACACACAGAAAGAAGGUGCGCCAAUAUCUUAGAUACACCAGGAUUUCUGGGAAAUCACAAGUAUUAUGUCACGCCUUGUGACAUCUGCAUAUAGCACCUGCAAUGGCACUAGAAUCACAAAGUUUCACUUUGACAUCUUCUAGUCAGUGGGCUAAAUCUUCAUCAGUGGGUAGCACACUCGGUCAAUUUGACUAUAGAUUAUAGGAGGAGCCAUGUGAAAUAUAAUAUAUUAAUAUGGAAAUUCCAGUUCCUACCGAGAACGAAACUGCUAUCCUGAAGUUUAAAGGGAAGUAGCCUAGAACAGAAAGCAUUUCCUCAGUUUCUGUUAAUGGUCUGCGAAAAUACACUAUAUCAUCUUGUAAUUUACCUCCACACUCACAGCUGAAACAUGAUGAAGAUGACCCCACUGUUUACGUUCCUCAUCCUCUCUGCAACCAAAGAGCUGGUCAGAGGAGGCUGUAUGUCAUGUGACUCUCCUCCAUCUCCAUGUAAGUCGUGUGUCCAACCUCCUGUUCAUGUCCGGGAGGGAGAGAUGGCAGUGCUCCAGUGCCCACUGCGGACCACCAUGGCAGGGCACAGGGAGGGCAACCUGACCCUGGCAUGGAGCAACCACUCUGGGCCUGGGGAGCUUCAGGAGCCUGCGGUGUGGAGGUCUGAAGACACUCUCGUCAUCCUGAGGGUCUCUCCCAACCAACAGGGGUCCUACUCCUGCUCUCUACUCGAUGCCAGUGGCCAGCCCCUGAGAACAGCGUGGUUUAACAUCACAGUGUUCUCUGGCCAGUGUUACACAGAUAUGGAUGUGUAUGUAUCCACUUGCUAUCUGAGACAGUCCUGUGAAAAGUUAACCUGCACGUCAGACAGCAUCCCACAAAACUUCACAAAACAUAAUUAUACGUGGUACAAGAACUGUGACACAGAGUUACCCUCUGACUUUGGCAAUGGAUACCUGAUGAGUGCUUCUGAAAAUGACAGUGGUUACUAUACCUGCACUUCAUACUACACAUACAACUCAAACCUCCAUGAUGGACAGGUGUUUACCUUGUCCAGAUCCAUGGAGCGGACCGUUAAAGAAGGAAGUUCCCAGGUUAUGCCAAAGAUCAUCAAACCUCAGAAUGGGGAGGUUAUUAAUGUAGAAAUGGGAUCCACUGUGGUGGUGGUCUGCAUGGCUGUCCUGUCCUCUGAAUCUGACCUCUUAUAUUGGAUGGAAAACAGAUCUUUUGUGGAGGAGAACCAGGAGACCCUACCAGUGUUUUCUAACACUUCAGAAGAGAAUGGCCAUCACCAGGCAUCGCUGGUGAUCAGGCAGGUGUCAGAGGAGCAGCUGAGGAACAGAUACACCUGUCAAGUGGAGUCUCCAUCUAGGAACUCCAACGUCUCCAUCAUCUUCCAACAGAAGAGUCCACCCCAGUUCCACUUCCUGGUGCUGGGUAUACUGGGGGUCUUUGCCGUGACGGUGGUGGUGGUGACUGUUGUCUAUGUCAAGCUGAAGGUGGACAUCAUUCUAUUUCUCAGAGAUGAUCUGGGUUGGCAUCAUCACAACGUCUCUGAUGGGAAGCGUUACGAUGCCUAUGUGCUGUGUUACAAGAGUGACACAGAAUCAGGUGUCAGUGAGGAGGACAGGCGUCAGGUGGAGGAGGUGCUGGAAGAGGAGUAUGGUUACAGCCUGUGUCUCUACGACCGUGACGUGCUCCCUGGGGAGGCGGUGGCUGAGGCGGUGCUGGGGUGUAUAGAGCAGAGCCGGAGACUGAUCCUGGUGCCCAGCAGCCUGGGGCUGAACCCAGGGCAGGACAGCCAGUAUAGUCUGCUCACUGGGCUCCAUGCUGCACUGGUGGAACGGCAGACAUGGCUGGUCCUCAUCCAGACAGAGUCAGCCCCAGACAGCCAGGUGGAUCUGGAGCUGGACUCCCUCCCUGAGGCCCUGCGGUUGCUGGCCCAGUCAGGACACACCGUCACCUGGAGAGGCUCCCACUCCAAACCCCUCUCCUCACCCUUCUGGAAGGAGCUGCGCUACCGUAUGCCUGCCAGGACCAGACGGCGCCCCCCGAAGGAUGAGAGGACCAUUCUGUGAUUAUAUAGGCUCCAGGGCAGGGUUUGGGUUCAGUCAAUUCACAAAGUAAACUCAAAUGAAAUAAUGGCAUCUAUUUUCAAUUAUUAAAAAAAAUAAAUAAACUUGACCCCAACCCUGCUCCGGGUGAAAUAAAUGCAUCUAACGUGAUUAAUGUGCCAUUUUUUACCUAUAAGAGUGAAAUAGUUUCAGCAACAGAAUGGUGUGGGCUUACCUCAGCAACAGAAUGGUGUGGGCUUUCCCAGCAACAGAAUGGUGUGGGCUUACCCCAGAAACAGAAUGGUGUGGGCUUACCUCAGCAACAGAAUGGUGUGGGCUUACCCCAGCAACAGAAUGGUGUGGGCUUACCCCAGCAACAGAAUGGUGUGGACUUACCCCAGCAACAGAAUGGUGUGGGCUUACCCCAGCAACAGAAUGGUGUGGGCUUACCCCAGCAACAGAAUGGUGUGGGCUUACCUCAGCGACAGAAUGGUGUGGGCUUACCCCAGCGACAGAAUGGUGUGGGCUUACCUCAGCAACAGAAUGGUGUGGGCGUAUACCGGUCAUUAAAAAUAUUAAUGCGACUAGACCGCUGAUUGGCGAGCUCGGCCAAUGAGCCAACAUUACGUCAUGUUCUAUGAGGAAAUAGCAAGAAGUGUAUUUCAGAUAUAAGUUUGGGGUGGGGUUUUUGUGUGUUUUUGUUUUCUCAAAUGUAUGCAUUGGCCACCAAUACGAGUAUAGGACAUUAUUUGGGUAGGAGUUAAUGGAAUAUGAACUUGUAAAAGUGAGAUUUUCACUGGACAGUUACUUUAAGACCCAUUGACUUCCAUCCAAAACUACCACGGCAUACUCUGCUUGUCCAGUGGACAGAAGAAUUGUCUUUCUCGCUCUACCUGUUUCUCUCUGUUACCAGUCGGGGGCCAGACCCCCCCCCCCCCCAAAAAAGCUUUAAGAGAUUCAAGGAAAGACCACGCACAGCAGCAGGUCACACCUCAAUGUACUUACGUGCACUCCCAACAAACAUGAAACAGAAGUGACAUUGAGAGGAAAUGCAUUAAUUCCUUGGCCCUGAUAUUUCAUAGGGCUGUAUGUAGGAGGCUGCUAUGAUAAGAAUCACAAUAGAAUCACCAAGUACAUUGACAUGAACCAGGAAUUUGACCUGGUGAAAUUAUGCUGACAACAACAGUAAACAGAAUGUCCAGACAGGAUAUAUAGAUGAAGAAUUAGCUCAUAAUCCACAUAGAAUGAGUAGAUGGGAUUAUGACAUGUAUUGAUGAAGUCAUUGACGACUGAUUACAUUUGUCUUGUUUUGUGUUAACUUAUUUGGUGUUUUAGUUCUGUUUUAUCUAGACAGUAUUAAUUAUUAAGCCUUUAUUUUGGCAUUUAAGCCUGGACAUACAAUGUACAUAGGGUCUAUGGGACCUGGUCAAAAGUAGUGGACUAUAUGGGACAUAGCCUCACUGAUUCUGUCAAAAGAUGUCAAACUAAGUCUUGAGAGGCUGUGCCAAAGCCUGUAUCAUUCAUUACAGAACAUAUCUGUCCACCCUACUCUGUUUGCAUGUAUUGGUCUAUAGACUCACCACUGUUCAGUGUUACUAAUGUAUUGACACUGUACUUCAAUAAAUGUUUUCUACUUGCAACAAA
Salmo salar (Atlantic salmon) is the source of this 3797-nucleotide messenger RNA. Its product is annotated as interleukin-18 receptor 1. The record is from RefSeq and is a predicted model, not a curated record. Gene Ontology annotation, biological process: signal transduction. Lineage: Eukaryota; Metazoa; Chordata; Actinopteri; Salmoniformes; Salmonidae.